Messenger RNA from Passer domesticus (house sparrow), 1563 nucleotides. RefSeq names its product bolA family member 1 (gene BOLA1). Bases 105 to 518 code for a protein of 137 amino acids. The record is from RefSeq and is a predicted model, not a curated record. Gene Ontology annotation, cellular component: mitochondrion. NCBI's taxonomy places the organism in Eukaryota, Metazoa, Chordata, Aves, Passeriformes, Passeridae. The transcript is spliced from 2 exons.
CGUAGGGGGCGGGGCUGGCCGGGGAUGGGCGGGGUUGGGCGGUGCACGUGACGGCGGCGUCACGCGGCGGCGGCGAUCCCGAGCGGAGCGGGCGCCCUUCUCGGAUGCGGGGUCCCCUCCUUGCGGCCGCCCGGGGAGCCAUGGGGGGCACGGGGGGUCCCCUGGCCCGCACCAUCCGUGCCAAGCUGACUGCGGCCCUCCAGCCCACCCACCUGGAGAUCCGGGACGACUCCCCCCGGCACGGGGGCCCCCCCGGAGCCGAGACCCACUUCGGGGUGCUGGUGGUGAGCGGGCGCUUCGCGGGGCUGCCGCCGCUGCAGCGGCACCGCCUGGUGCACGAGGCGCUGCGGGCCGAGCUGGCCGGGCCCCUGCACGCCCUGCAGCUCACCGCCCGCACCCCCGAGCAGUGGCACAGCGACCCCCAGAACCCCCCCGCGCCCCCCUGCCUGGGCGGCUCCAAGAGGGAGAAGCGCCGCGGGGCCGGGGAGGAGGAGGAGGAGGAGGCGGGGAAGCAGUGACGGCGCUGGGGGAGCGCCGGGGGCAGCUGGAGCCCCCCAGGAGCAACGGGACCCCCUCAAGAACUGUGUGGGACUCACAGGACCCCCCCCAAGAACAAUGUGGGGCUCCUGGGAGCCCCCCAGGAACAACGGGACACCCUCAAGAACUGUGUGGGACUCACGGGACCCCCCCCAGGAGCAGCGUGGGGGUCAUGGGAGCCCCCCAGGAAUCUUGUGGGGCUCCUGGAACCCCCCCCCCAAGAACAACGGGACACCCUCAAGAACAGCAUGGGGCUCAUGGGAACCCCCCCAAGAACAACGUGGGGCUCCUGGGACCCCCCCCAGGAGCAGCGUGGGGGUCAUGGGAGCCCCCCAGGAGCAACGGGACACCCGAAGAACAGCGUGGGGCUCCUGGGGGCCCCCCCCAGGAACCGUGUGGGGCUGCCAGGACCCCCCCAGGAACAACAGGACCUCCUCAAGAACCUUGUGGGGCUGCCAGGACCCCCCCCAGGAACCUUGUGGGGCUGCCAAGACCCCCCCAGGAUCAAUGUGGGGCUGCCAGGAGCCCCCCAAAAACAACAGGACCCCCCAGGAACAGCAUGGGGCUCACAGGACCCCCCCAGGAACCGUGUGGGGCUGCCAGGAGCCCCCCAGGAACAACAGGACCUCCUCAAGAACCUUGUGGGGCUGCCAGGACCCCCCCCCAGGAACAACGUGGGGCUGCCAGGAGCAACAUGGGGCUCAUGGGACCCCCCCAGGAGCAACGUGGGGCUCACAGGACCCCCCCCCAGGAUCAAUGUGGGGCUGCCAGGAGCCCCCCAAGAAUCACAGGACCCCCUCAGGAACCCUGUGCAGCUCAUGGGAACCCCCCCAGGAACAGCAUGGGGCUCACGGGACCCCCACCCUGGUGUUUGGGAGGGGACAAAAGUAAUGGGGGUGACCCCCCCACACGCCAUAGCACCCCCAAGCUGGACCCACCCCCUCCCUGCUCCCACCCUGCUGUGGAUUUUUGGGGUGUCCCUCCCGUUGCACCUGAAUUAAUUUAAAUAAAUGUUUUCUGUGGGCA